AUGCCUACAAGAAAAUGGUGCAUACAUUCAGAAAAGGUAAAACGAACAAAUGUCAUUUUAAAAACUUUAAUUAAAAAACUUAUUGAUAAAAAAAAGGAAAACAAGUUUUUUAAUUGUAUACCUUAUUACGAGUUUUUACUAAAUAAAUAUGGUACACAUAUUAUAUCCAUAGAAGAUUGUUUUAAAUUAUUUUUUUUACAAAAUAGGGACUUUUUCUUUAGUAAGAAAUUGAUGAAUCAUAUAUGUACAACAAUUAGUAAUGCAUCAAUUUUGAGCAUAUUAAAAAUUAAGAAGGAAUAUAUAAUAGAUCAUCUGUAUAACUGUAAUAUUUAUAAAUACAAAUGUUUUUUUCAUAAUGAAUUCUAUCAUUUUAUACACAACAUUUUAUUGCUAUGUUGUAUGCAGUUAUGCACACCUGCUAUUCUUGAAAUAGUUGAUGAAGAACAAAAACAACGUAUAAAAUUGAAAAAUUUACAUAAAUUUUACAGUCCAAAUAAGUAUGUACUAUUAUUUGAUGAGAAAAAUAAAAGCAACAAAAGAAUAUGUAAUAAUAUUGAAUUUUUUUUAAAACUCUAUAGAUGCUUUAGUUAUAAUAAUAUUAGUCCAUUUUCCUUUUUAAAUAAAUACAUCUACCACAAUUUUUAUAAUAUUCCUAUAAACAUUCUGAUAAGAAACUAUAUUAUUUGCUAUCCAAUUUUUAAAGAAGUGCCUAUUUUGUCCUCCUGUAACUCUUCUUUGUUUCAUAAUGAAAAAGUUCCAUAUUUAAAACUUCAUGAGAUAUGUCAGAUGUUAUUUUACUUAUCAAAGAAUAAUUUAAAUUUUUAUUUUGAAUCUUUUCUAAAUAUAUACUUUUACCCCAUUCUCAUAUACACAUUCGGUUUGACAAACACCCACUUAUACAAUUCAGUAUUAUCCUAUUUAAAGGAAGAAAAUGAAGUAACCAAAAUAAAAGAGACACAGAAUAUAGAUAACCUUAUAGUGAGUUUCAUAAAUUACUUAUCAUCUUCUUAUGUUAUCAAAAAUAUUAAAUCAAGCAUUCUAUCGAUCAUGUUGUGCAUCUAUAUAUCUUCUACAUUAUUUCACGCAUUAUACAAACGUCAUUUUGUUUCCUAUAAUUGGUCUAAUUUUAGUACUGUUCAUAAUGUUGAGAGAAAAAUACACAAUUUUGUUUUAGUUACUGGUGAAAGUAUAUCACAUAUCAAUAGUUUAUCUUUUAUGAAGAAAUGCAUCCUUCUAGUAUAUAUAAUAAAUGCAGUUUUUCCUGUGAUAUAUGAGAAUGUAGUAUAUAGUAGAGACAAAUACAAUAAAGAAGAGAUAAAAACAGCCGCAUGUUAUUAUAACAAUAUAUUGCAAAAUUGCAUAAAAAUUUAUAGCCAUAGAUACAACAAUACCACGUACAGAAGUAAUAAGACAAUACAUCAUACUUAUGCUGAUAGUACAAUAAAACAGAUGGACAUGACCGCAAGUCAGAACAUAAAGUAUUUCACAACAGAAUUAUUUUCAAAAAAUAAAAAAUUUAAUUUUCUUAAUUUUGUGAAGCUUCCUUUUUUGAAAGCUCUUCACUAUGAAAUAUUCCUGUACACGGAAUGUAAUAAAAAUAGUCAAAUUGUUAACAUAAAAAAAUCAUUAUUAGAAAAUGAAAUAUUUUAUUUCUUACAACAAUAUGUGCAAAAGACGAUCCCAAAUUAUAUAUGCCAAAGGGGUACUCAUAACGCAUCCGCGUUUUUUACAAUAGAUAUACAAAUAUUAAAAAGGACAUAA
This is a messenger RNA of Plasmodium malariae, 1761 nucleotides long. Its product is annotated as conserved Plasmodium protein, unknown function. The record is from RefSeq and is a predicted model, not a curated record. Bases 1 to 1761 code for a protein of 586 amino acids. Lineage: Eukaryota; Apicomplexa; Aconoidasida; Haemosporida; Plasmodiidae. The transcript has a single exon.